AUGGAGGAUCCCUCUGCAGAUCCAAGUUCACCAAGCUACCAAAUCUCGCCAGAAUGUGAAUCGAAGGUUUUAACAACUGAUAUCGAAGCUGAGCAAGAUGCGAGGGCUCAACUUAGAGAUGUAUUUCUUCGUUCUAUCUUUGCGUCCUGUAACAAGCCAGCUUGCUUUUUGAUGCACGAGAAGACUCAAGUGGAAGCCAUCUUUGUGGCUACAGACAUAAACAUAGAGAAUUUCCAGGUAUCUGAACUUCAAACUCCAAUGGGAGUAGUCAAUGAGGCUUUGCUGAGGUCGUCUGAUGUGCUGUCAUUUACAAUAGACCUUGAAAAGAAAUAG
This is a messenger RNA of Pocillopora verrucosa, 333 nucleotides long. Its product is annotated as gem-associated protein 7-like. Gene Ontology annotation, biological process: spliceosomal snRNP assembly. Lineage: Eukaryota; Metazoa; Cnidaria; Anthozoa; Scleractinia; Pocilloporidae. Gene Ontology annotation, cellular component: SMN-Sm protein complex. The record is from RefSeq and is a predicted model, not a curated record.